UCUUUCUUGCUGUAGUGUUUUUUCGCGCUGCUUUGGCCUCGGGUACUCAUUUUGAAGAACAAAAAGAACAAACAAGCCUAAAGUGAUGAUAACAUGCGGGGUACGCUGGUGCGUACGAGCAGCGUGGCAGUGAGCGGGUUAAAGCGGACAGUGUGACCGUCCUAUCAGUGCUCCUCGGUGCAGUCCCAGCCCACCGUCCCCUGCCUGCUUGCCUCCAGAGAGCAGAGCACCGGGGCUGCUGUGAGUCUGUGUGGUUGUUUGUCACUCUGGCAGGACACCGUCCCGUGAUACACGGGCCACUCUCCCUGAGACUGGUUUCUGCCUUCUCGGGGUGUAUUGUUUUUACUGCCUUGCUGAUGUUUUAACCAAAACCGGAGGCGUCUUGACUUCAUCAGUUGAUGGUAACGAAGCGCCGCGUGCGGCAGAUCCGACCCGGUCAUAACAAGCGCAAACCACGAGGAGUGACAGCGUCUCUUCCAGGCCAACUGGGAGAGGACCAUGGCCUUGAGCGAGGCAAGUGGGGACCCUCUGGCCCUCAGCAGUGGAGGGCACCAUCCUCUCACUGCCAAUGGAACUGCACCUUCAAACACAAGUACACCGGUCAGAAACAUCCAGGACCCUCUCGCAGUUGUGUCCAGUAGUGACUGCCUCACAGCAGAUGGAGAUGAAGAUGUUCCAGUGAAGGAUGCAGCAUCUGUAGUACAGCACAACCAGCAGAGAUCACAUGUUGUGCAGAGAGAAAAUGGACAGAGCCAAAAUGGUGUGGUGGUCAAACAGAACGGCUCGCUGAGGAACCUUCCCCCACCCUCUGUCCCAUCAUCCCCCAUCACAGACUCCCAGAGGCUGGCCAAAUGCCACGUUCUCUCUACCCUCUCACCCUCCUCUUCCUCUCCCCCUCUCCAGCCCCCACUGUGUUGCCAGCACUGUCAUUUCCAUGCCACCCUGUGCUGCCCCUGUGGAAAACAGGAGUGCCCACUCUUCCAGAAUCCAAGCACAGGGCAAGGAACCAGCUCAGCUCCCAACCCCGGGACCAAUUCAUCUUGCUCGUGCUGCCUCUCUGCUUGCACGUAUUCUCCCCCCCAUCCUCCUCACCCAUCCUCCUCUCUCUGUCUCCAUCACCACCAUCACCAGCAUUGGCAGGAGCACCUCCAGAGCCAUACACAUGCACCUGGAAUCAGCCCUGCAAGGCCCUUUCGGUUCCCCAAAAGCUAUGCCGAGUUGAUAGCUGAUUGGCCAGUGGUGGUGCUGGGCGUGUGCACAGUGCUAAUUGUGGUGUGUGCUCUAGUGGGCAUCCUAGUGCCUGACCUGCCUGACUUCUCUGACCCACUGCUGGGUUUUGAGCCACGGGGAACAGCCAUUGGCCAACGACUGGUCACAUGGAACAACAUGGUGAAGAACACAGGCUACAAAGCCACACUGGCCAACUACCCCUUCAAAUAUGCUGACGAGCAGGCCAAAAAUCACCAAGAGACCAGGUGGCCAGAAGACCACUUUGACCGAGACAAACGGCAAGCAGAGUGGGACUUUAGUAAAGAGUUCUUCUGUGACGUGCCAGGUGAUAGUUACUCUAGACUGGUGUUCACAUCAGCUGAGGGGAAGAGCCUGUGGAGUAUUCAGGCCAUUAAAUCAAUGUGCAAUCUGGACAACACAAGGGUACGUUCCCACCAUGAUUAUUGGAGUCUUUGUCAACGCACUAACGACGCUUCCUGUUGCCCCAGCUGGACACUUGGGAACUACAUUGCUGUCCUUACCAACAGGUCGUCCUGCCAGAAGAUCACAGAGCGUGAUGUAUCACACACACUCAAGACCCUGCGCUUGUGUGCCAAGUACUACCACAACGGCACACUGGGACCCGACUGCUGGGACAUGGCCCUGCGACGGAAAGACCAGCUUAAGUGUGCCACUGUGCCCCGGAAGUGCACUAAGUACAACGCUGUCUACCAAAUCCUUCACUUCCUGGUGGACAAGGACUUCCUCAGUCCCAAGAGCCUGGACAUUCUUCCCCCUAUGCUCAAAUACAGCAUGCUCUUCUCCCCCACAGAGAAAGGAGAGACUAUGAUGAACAUUUACAUGGACAAUUUUGAGAAGUGGAAUUCAUCAGACGGUGUCACCACAAUCACAGGGAUCGAGUUUGGCAUCAAACAUGACCUAUUUCAGGACUACCUCCUCACAGACACAGUGUACCCCGCCAUAGCCAUAGUGAUUGUCCUGCUGGUCAUGUGUGUGUACACGCGCUCAGUUUUCAUCACACUAAUGACAAUAAUAGCCAUCAUCAGCUCACUGAUUGUGUCUUACUUUCUCUAUCGAAUGGUCUUCAACUUUGAGUUCUUCCCCUUCAUGAAUCUCACGGCCCUCAUCAUCCUGGUAGGCAUCGGUGCGGAUGAUGCCUUUGUGCUUUGUGAUGUGUGGAACUACACCAAGUUUGACAAACCUCAUGCUGAGCUAGCAGAAACAGUCAGUGUGACCCUACAACACGCUGCCCUGUCUAUGUUUGUCACCAGCUUCACCACUGCUGCAGCUUUUUAUGCCAACUACGUCAGCAACAUCACCGCCAUACGCUGUUUUGGCAUCUACGCUGGGACUGCCAUUUUGGUCAACUAUAUUCUGAUGGUGACAUGGCUCCCAGCUGUGGUGGUGUUACAUGAACGCUACCUCCCUAACAUGUUCUCGUGCGCCAAACUUCCCCACCAGCCGAGAGGUUUCUGCACCCGGAUGUUCUGGGCAGGUCUUUGUCAGAAGGCCAACAAAUGCCUGUUUACUGUCUCGGAGGCAUCUAGGAUCUUCUUUGAUAAGGUGCUACCCUGCAUUGUCAUCAAGCUGCGCUACCUGUGGCUCUUCUGGUUUCUUGCCAUCACAGUGGGAGGGGCCUACAUUGUUUGCGUCAACCCAAAGAUGAAGCUCCCGUCUCUGGAGCUGGCAGAGUUUCAGGUGUUCCGAUCCUCUCACCCUUUCGAGCGCUAUGAUGCAGAGUACAAGAAACUUUUCAUGUUCGAGAGGGUUCAUCAUGGUGAGGACCUUCACAUGCCUAUAACUAUCAUUUGGGGGGUAACCCCUGUGGAUAAUGGGGACCCCCUGAAUCCUAAAAACAAGGGAAAGCUAAUGCUGGAUAGGAGUUUCAACAUUUCCAGUCCAGCCUCUCAGCUGUGGAUCCUCAACUUCUGCCAGAAGCUGAGGAACCAGAGUUUUGUUUUUCAGUCAGAGGAGCAGGACUUCACCAGCUGCUUCAUUGAAACAUUCAAACAGUGGAUGGAGAACCAGGACUGCGUAGAGGGCUCCGUCUACCCCUGCUGCAGUCAGUCCACCUUCCCUUACAAGCCUGAUGUCUUUGAGCUGUGCAUAAAGAGAGCCAUCAUGGAGUUGGAUCGGAGUACUACCUAUCAUCUGGACAGCAAGACCCCUGGGCCUCGUUUCGAUAUUAAUGACACCAUCAGAGCCAUAGUUUUAGAGUUCCAGAGUACAUAUCUGUUCACACUGGCCUAUGAGAAGAUGUUCCAGUUCUACCGUGAGGUGGAUGCCUGGAUCACAGAUGAGCUGCACUACGCCCCAGCAGGCCUGAGUCAUGGCUGGUUCAUCAGCAACCUGGAAUUCUAUGACCUGCAGGACAGUUUGUCAGAUGGCACUCUGGUUGCCAUGGCACUUUCGGUGGCUGUAGCUUUCAGUGUCAUGCUCCUGACCACCUGGAAUGUCAUCAUCAGCCUGUACGCCAUCUUGUCGAUUGCUGGGACCAUAUUUGUCACAGUCGGCUCCCUGGUGCUUUUGGGCUGGGAGCUGAAUGUAUUGGAGUCUGUUACCAUUUCUGUGGCAGUGGGGCUGUCAGUGGACUUUGCGGUCCACUAUGGUGUGGCCUACCGGCUUGCCCCGGAUUCCGACCGAGAGGGAAAGGUGAUUUUCUCCCUCAGCCGCAUGGGGUCUGCGAUUGCUAUGGCUGCACUGACCACCUUUGUUGCCGGCGCCAUGAUGAUGCCCUCAACUGUAUUAGCCUACACCCAGCUGGGCACGUUCAUGAUGCUGAUCAUGUGUAUCAGCUGGGCCUUUGCUACCUUCUUCUUUCAGUGCAUGUGCUGCUGCCUGGGACCCCAGGGCACCUGUGGCCAGAUACCCCUGCCAAAAAAACUGCAGUGUCAGGCCUUCACUGAGGCCACAUUCACAAACCCCUCAUCUCAAGGGAAAACACAGGGGAAGUACCAGCUGGACAGCAGGGGUGGGGAGGUGGAGCAUUACGAGUUAGAGCCAUUGGCUUCCAUUCAGAAAACUGAAGAUAACCCUCGAGAGGAAGUUUGUACUCAGCUUUACAAUGGAAUCCCCCCUCUCCACCACACUGGCCCUUAUUCACACAUCCAUUAUAAGAGCAAAAGUGAGACUGGAAGAGCUGGCCCUGAGAACGGGCUUGUAGCCACACUGAGCACGCCAUCCAAGUGCCAGUACUCUCAAAACACUAACUGCACAUGUGGGGACCCCCCUCCUCCUCCUUCGCACCUCCCUCAGCAGUGGAACCCCCACUCGUGCACUCAGUCCCCCCAGGACUCCCCCUCCUGUCCUUCCACCCAUCAGCUCUUUCCCCUCUCGAGAAAUACCCAGAGCAAACAAAAUAGUUCCCUUUUACUGUCACACCUGGACCCAGUGUACACACACAUGGAAUGCCAUAUGCACUAUGUCCACUGUCCCCCUGCCCAUUUCCACCACUGUUCCCAGGGAAGAGUAAUGGCCACCAGGCAAGGUCCUAUACACAGCUGCCAUCUCAGGAAGUACUGCGCACAUACGGCAAACCUGCAGGCUGGUUCAGCCAGAGAACAGAGAUCCACAGCCCCAGCCCCAGCUCCAGUCUCUGGCUCAGAGUCUGUGGGACAAGAGAAUGAUCACAGACCCAAAAUGAAUCAUUUAAGUCCUGACAGUAGCCAAAAUAUCAGCGCCCCAACACAACCUGACACUCAGUGCCCUUCAUCACACACAACCUGUCAUGAAAGACAGAAGGUGAGGGACAGAGACCAUUGUUGUGGUGAAAACCAUGUAUCCACCACAACCACACAAACAGCAGCGCAAAUGGAUGCUUGUAAAAUCCCUGGCAACCAGGAGAAGCUUGAUGGUAUUCCUGUCACAUGGGAGGAAAGUGUCAAAAAGUGCCCACUCUCCAAAAGAGAGCGGGCAUCAUCCAGCUCUCCAAAGAAACUCUACUGUUUCAACAGGACGUUGAAAGUGAAGUGCAAUUCAGCUUCAGAGUUUAACAUGCCAAAAAGUGAAACCAGUGUGCCUCCUAUUGCGGUAAACACUAAUCCCUCCUCUGAAAGCUUAUGUUGAUAAUAAAAUAUCUUAACAAAACGCAUCCCAGAGCAAAUAGCAAAUUCCCCCUCCAAAAAAAGGAAUGACACACACAAUGUGUCUGUGCAAUUAAACAAUGUUUGGGAUGUGUUUGCUGCCCAAGUGCCUCCCUGUAUUUCAUAAAACAACACGGAUUCUGUUUAUAUUUUUCUUUUUGUACACGCCGCUUCUUCACCUGCCAGAUUGUUUGAUUUUACAGUGGAACGCACACUAUGGAUAAAGAUAUAUUAUCAUGAGAAAUGAGUGGUUUCUCACAAAAACACCUCCAUGAAAUUUUGCUAAGUGUUAAAUCUACAGCAGCCAUUUGCACCACCUGAAAUCCUACAGUAAAUAUUGUGAUAUUGUAUUUAAUUAUCAAUACAAGUUGUCAGAUAUCAACUUUAACAAAAAUGUGCCAGAUUUUAUAGGCUGAUUUAAAAAGAUCUGCCUGACAGUUUUGUAUUUGUGGGAGCUAGUGUUGAAUUCUGUUUGGUCUUGUGUCCAGGUUGCCACAUGCCUCAGAUAACAGGUGUACUGUACUAUUAAAAUGUCUUUUUUAUCACCAUUGUCCCGUUUUCUCCCACUGUCUGCUCUUUCUAUCUUGUAUAUGCAGUACACAUA
This is a messenger RNA of Monopterus albus (swamp eel), 5916 nucleotides long. RefSeq names its product dispatched homolog 1 (Drosophila) (gene disp1). Lineage: Eukaryota; Metazoa; Chordata; Actinopteri; Synbranchiformes; Synbranchidae. Gene Ontology annotation, molecular function: peptide transmembrane transporter activity. Gene Ontology annotation, cellular component: membrane. The record is from RefSeq and is a predicted model, not a curated record. The transcript has 10 exons. Gene Ontology annotation, biological process: smoothened signaling pathway. The coding region runs from base 499 to 5295 and encodes 1598 amino acids.